AUGGCUUUUCGUUCUGGUAUUCACCAUCUUUCACCAUCUUUCACCAAGUCUCCAAGGAGCGUCCGCCACUCGGAAGUUGUGAUCGAAAACGUUGCAGCGAUAUACGGCGCUGGUUUCUCUGCGGGAAAUAUCGACAUUUCUGACAAUUCCAGGAUCCUCAUCCAGAACACCAGAUGCAGCAAGAAUGGUGGAGCCUUCCAAACAGGCGGACGUUUGCAGGUGACCCACAGAUCAGUUGUCAGCCUUCAGAACGUGACCGCUGGAAGCGAUGGAGGAGGUUUCAUUGCUCUUGAAGAGGUUGAGAUUGCUGGAAACUCAACCAUCAACAUUUCCAACAGCCACGCUGAAACAGGAAUUGGGGGUGGUUUUUAUGCAGAGAAGGAUUUGAACGUGUCCAGCGGCUCAAGAGUCAUCCUUCGGAAUGCGACGGCUGGAUUGUCUGGAGGAGGAUUUUUUGCCAGCGGCAGGACAUUUAUCAGUCAUUCCACAGUCAGCAUCCAAAAUGCCAGGGCCCGGCUGUAUGGUGCAGGAUUCUAUUCCCAAAAGGAAGUGGUCAUUGAUGAGAUGUCCACUGUCCGCAUUUCCGAUUCAAGAUCUGAAAAAAAAGGUGGAGGUUUCGUAACUGACAAGUGGUUGCGGGUGACCAACAGCUCACUUCUCAGCCUUCAGAAUGUGACCACUGGAGAGAGUGGAGGAGGUUUUGUUGCUCUUGAAGAGGUUGAGAUCGCUGGGAACUCAACCAUGAACAUUUCCAACAGCCACGCUGAAACAGGAAUUGGGGGUGGUUUUUAUGCAGAGAAGGAUUUGAACGUGUCCAGCGGCUCAAGAGUCAUCCUUCGGAAUGCGACGGCUGGAUUGUCUGGAGGAGGAUUUUUUGCCAGCGGCAGGACAUUUAUCAGUCAUUCCACAGUCAGCAUCCAAAAUGCCAGGGCCCGGCUGUAUGGUGCAGGAUUCUAUUCCCAAAAGGAAGUGGUCAUUGAUGAGAUGUCCACUGUCCGCAUUUCCGAUUCAAGAUCUGAAAACAAAGGUGGAGGUUUCGUAACUGACAAGUGGUUGCGGGUGACCAGCAGCUCACUUCUCAGCCUUCAGAAUGUGACCACUGGAGAGAGUGGAGGAGGUUUUGUUGCUCUUGAAGAGGUUGAGAUCGCUGGGAACUCAACCAUGAACAUUUCCAACAGCCACGCUGAAACAGGAAUUGGGGGUGGUUUUUAUGCAGAGAAGGAUUUGAACGUGUCCAGCGGCUCAAGAGUCAUCCUUCGGAAUGCGACGGCUGGAUUGUCUGGAGGAAAGGGUGGAGGUUUUGUCAGUCAGGAUGUGAAGGUGUCCUCUGGCUCAAGACUCAUCCUUUGGAAUGCGACAGCUGGACGGUCUGGGGGCGGAUUCGUUGCAAACGGCAGGACUUUGAUAAUCAGCAUGUCCACAGUCAGCAUUCAACAUGCAACGUCUCGGCAAUAUGGUGGAGCUGGUGGAGGGUUUUAUGCUGGUGACGAUGUUGUAAUCGAUGGAAUGUCCUGUGUCCGCAUUUCCCAUUCAAGAUCUGAAGGAAACGGUGGAGGCAUCGCAACGGGGAAACGGUUGCAGGUGAGCAACAACGCAGUUCUCAGCCUUCAGAAUGUGACCACUGGAAGCAAUGGAGGAGGUUUUGUUGCCCAAAGAGAGGUGGAGAUAGCUGGGAACUCAACUCUAAACAUUUCCAACAGCCAUGCUGAAUCAGGAAAGGGUGGAGGUUUUGUCAGUCAGGAUGUGAAGGUGUCCUCUGGCUCAAGACUCAUCCUUUGGAAUGCGACAGCUGGACGGUCUGGGGGCGGAUUCGUUGCAUACGGCAGGACUUCGAUAAUCAGCAUGUCCACAGUCAGCAUUCAACAUGCCACGUCUCGGCAAUAUGGUGGAGGUUUUUUUGCUGACCACGAAGUUGUAAUUGAUGGGAUGUCCUGUGUCCGCAUUUCCCAUUCAAGAUCUAAAGGAAACGGUGGAGGUUUGGCAACUGAGAAGUGGUUGCAGGUGACCAACAGCUCACUUCUCAGCCUUCAGAAUGUGACCACUGGAAGGAAUGGAGGAGGUUUCCUGGCCUUUGAUGGGGUUGAGAUUGCUGGGGACCCAACCGUGAACAUUUCCAACAGCCAUGCUGGAACAGGAGAUGGGGGAGGUUUUCACACAGGAAGCGGAUUGAACGUGUCCAGCGGCUCAAGAGUCAUCCUUCGGAAUGCGACGGCUGGAAUGUCUGGAGGAGGAUUUUUUGCCAUAGGCUCGGGAGGUCGCGUAGAUGGCCAAGUGCUCCUUUCGUCUCAGUCCAACUUGGUGGUGAAACAGGCGCAAGGUCGUGAGAAUUCCAGCGUGCUGGCAGCAAGUUGCCUCCACCUAAGAGAUCAGUCACGCGUUCUUUUUGAGGAUGUCAUCAGCGGCCAUGGGGUGGAGCUCCAAAACAGUGGAUGCUCCAGAAGUUGCUCAAACAGCACGUUCCAUGUCGCAGCAGAUGCAGUCCUCAACGCCAGUGGUCGUUUUAGCUCAGGUCUUCUAUCCCUUGCAGCCUGCCCAAAGGACCCGAAGGAGAAGGUACGCCUCUCCGGGAUCCACCUCCAGUCGUCCAGUUCGUUGCUCAGCACCCAGCCAAGUGUCCCAAGCUCUGUGGUGGUCGACCAAGUGACUAUCGACUACGAGCCACCUGUCAACAAUUUACAGAUCCUAGCUGCCAAGGAUGGCUUCGAGAUCGACUCUUUGACUGUUUCGUGCCAGAACUGCACCUGGGGCAUUACUUUGAGUGCAACGAAGGACGGAAAGCAGCUAAGUACCGUGAGCUCUGAACAUCUCCAGUGCUCCAAAACAGCCACAGUGUCGAAAGGAAAGACACAACAUUGCAAGUGUUCCGGCUACCAGAUUGCAGCCAAAAACUUGCAAGAUUUGGUGCCCUUGGAAAGAACAUUCGAGACGUGCACAUUCUGUAAGCCCCACUUCUACUUUCAAAAUGGCGAUUGUCAGAAGUGUGGAAUCUUGAUUGCCUGGUCUGAUGGAAGAACGGAUUCUUGCAAUGUUCUACCAGGCAAGACGGAGUUGAUCACGCUUUUGACAGGUGCUGCAGUCAUGGUCUUGUUGACUUUCUUCGCCUUCGAGAUUUUGAAGGCUCCUUUGGUGAUCGUUGAUGCAAAGUCAGAUUUGGCAGACCCGACACAAGCUGAAAGCAAGAGGAUGUUCACGCUUUCAGUGCAAGGGCCCAUAGUUGAUCUUCACGAUAGCCUGUCUCGAUUGGUGCACUGGUGGGUGCGUUAUCAGGCGAAGGGAACGGGCUUGAGAUGGCUAGACUAUGAUCACAAGAAGACCAAGGCAGUCAAAGUUCACAACAUUGCACACAGAAGGCUUUUGCUGCAAAACACGAAUCCCGAUUUUGAUUGCGCUUCGUGCAAGGGUUCUUUGCAUGCCGUUGGUUUUAUAAACUUGCUCGGCUUGAUCACUGUAUGCAUAUCAGUGAUAACAAUGCUACCUGUAAUCAUCCAAGUAGCAGUGAUCUCCGGAAACGGUGUGAAGCAUGUUUCCGUUACAUCAAUCUAUAUGACUGUUCCUUGUGUUGUUCUUGCUGCUGUGCUGCAUUGGCCAGUGGCCUGGCUGAUCCAAUGGCGAUAUCAUAGGACAUCAUUUUCACGGGCUUUGGAUGAGUACAGUGAGCAGAUCAAGUGCAAGCCAGCCGCAGGGUCUGAUGCAAGCCAUCCUCGCAAUCAGGGCUUGGAGGUUCUGACUUUGCGCGGCUUGUGGAAGCACUUCGAGAGCUUCAUUCUGGAGCGCAAUAUGCACUUUGUGGUUGCCAACAUAGUAAUGCCCGUGACACAAAGCAAACGAAUCUCCUUUGUAACUCUUUGGGGUGGCAGGCAGGUCGAUUAUUUUGUGUCUCAUUGCUGGGGCGGCAGCUUUCCACACUUAGUGCAAUCCAUUGAGUGCCAUGCUCUGUCCAAAGAGGGCCCCGCUUCUUGGUUCUAUGCAGCAUAUUGGAUCUGUUCGUUUGCGAACAACCAGUGGAACAUCGGAGCCGAACUGUGA
Cladocopium goreaui is the source of this 4026-nucleotide messenger RNA. Lineage: Eukaryota; Dinophyceae; Suessiales; Symbiodiniaceae. The record is from the annotation of a GenBank genome assembly.